AUGAGCGAAGAAUUCAAUUCUCAUAUGAAACGUUCGAGUUCAUAUCCUCCUUCAAAAGCUUUCAGCAGUGCGAACGCAGCUAGUGAAGCCUUGGCAGUAAGACCCCGUGGUAGAGCUCGUUCGUUGCUACUAAAGGUUAAGAAUGGUGUAAUUGACCAAUUCUCUCGCUUCAAGCGUUCCCGCAGCCGCGACCCUGGCCAAAGCGUCAACAAUGGAGGCGCUUUCAAAUCGACCCCGAAUAUCGAGGUUCAAAAGAAUACACCUUUUGCUGAGAAAGAAAAUGUUGUUCCUAAAUCGAUGGCCGUGCAGGAUCAAAACACUCUUCCUGAUGUGAAAGAAGGAGCUGUUCCUAUUGUGGCAUCGCAAAAAGUGAUGUUCCCCCCUUCGGCGUCUCGUGUGGUAGAUGGCGCUGAACUCCAAUCGGCGGAUGUGGCACUUCAAGCUGCUCGUGAAGCUACACGUAACAUCAAGGCACUUGGGGGACGUGCGGAAAACGUGAUCUCCAGAGCCAGAGAUGGACCAGCGGACCUCGAUACUGCAGACAAUUUGCAGAAUACGUAUCUCAAACCCCUCAGGAUAUUCGACUUUAUCAUCGAAGAGAUCACGGAUGUACGAGCCCUUCUUCUGCAUCGGGACCGGGCUGAUCCCAUUCCAUAG
Messenger RNA from Suillus subalutaceus, 657 nucleotides. RefSeq lists its product as uncharacterized. Bases 1 to 657 code for a protein of 218 amino acids. The record is from RefSeq and is a predicted model, not a curated record. Lineage: Eukaryota; Fungi; Basidiomycota; Agaricomycetes; Boletales; Suillaceae. The transcript is spliced from 5 exons.